This is a messenger RNA of Sporothrix brasiliensis 5110, 765 nucleotides long. RefSeq names its product large subunit ribosomal protein L8e. Lineage: Eukaryota; Fungi; Ascomycota; Sordariomycetes; Ophiostomatales; Ophiostomataceae. The transcript is spliced from 3 exons. Bases 1 to 765 code for a protein of 254 amino acids. The record is from RefSeq and is a predicted model, not a curated record. Gene Ontology annotation, biological process: cytoplasmic translation. Gene Ontology annotation, cellular component: ribosome; cytosolic large ribosomal subunit. Gene Ontology annotation, molecular function: structural constituent of ribosome; RNA binding.
AUGGGUCGCGUUAUUCGCAAUCAGCGCAAGGGCGCUGGCGGCAUCUUCAAGGCCAUCACUCGCCUUCGUAAGAACCCCGCCAAGUUCCGCCAGCUCGACUAUGCCGAACGCCACGGCUACAUCCGCGGCAUUGUUCGCGAGAUCAUCCACGACCCUGGCCGGGGCGCUCCCCUGGCCCGUGUCUCGUUCCGCGACCCCUACCGGUUCAAGCUCCACACCGAGACGAUGAUUGCCAACGAGGGCAUGUACACUGGCCAGUUCGUCUACGCCGGCAAGAACGCCACCCUGACCAUCGGCAACAUCCUGCCUCUGGGCUCCAUGCCCGAGGGUACCGUCGUGACCAACGUUGAGGAGCGCGCUGGCGAUCGCGGUGCUCUGGGCCGCACGUCUGGCAACUACAUCACCAUUGUCGGCCACAACCCCGAUGAGGGCAAGACCCGCAUCAAGCUGCCGUCUGGCGCCAAGAAGGUCGUCAGCAGCAAGGCCCGCGGCAUGAUCGGCAUUGUUGCUGGUGGCGGCCGUACUGACAAGCCCCUGCUGAAGGCUUCGCGUGCCAAGCAUAAGUUCGCUGUCAAGCGCAACAGCUGGCCCAAGACCCGUGGUGUGGCCAUGAACCCUGUCGACCAUCCUCACGGUGGUGGUAACCACCAGCAUAUCGGUAAGGCCUCGACCAUCUCCAGAUACGCCGCCCAGGGCCAGAAGGCCGGUCUUAUUGCUGCGCGGAGAACGGGUCUGCUGCGUGGUACCCAGAAGGUCAAGGACUAA